Messenger RNA from Musa acuminata subsp. malaccensis (wild Malaysian banana), 1466 nucleotides. Its product is annotated as bifunctional riboflavin kinase/FMN phosphatase-like. NCBI's taxonomy places the organism in Eukaryota, Viridiplantae, Streptophyta, Magnoliopsida, Zingiberales, Musaceae. Gene Ontology annotation, biological process: riboflavin biosynthetic process; glycerol biosynthetic process. Gene Ontology annotation, molecular function: sn-glycerol 3-phosphatase activity; riboflavin kinase activity. The record is from RefSeq and is a predicted model, not a curated record.
CGGUACGGGGAAUCUGAAGCGGAAGCGGAAGCGGAAGAAGCUUCGUAUCCUUCCCUUCUAUGGACUCCGAUUCCCCCAAAUCACCGAACCGAUUCGUAUUCGCUUGCCUCUCCCUUAAAUUCCACCCCCGCUUCCCGCCCUCCACAUCGAAAGCUCCGCCCCCUCUCUCGAACUCUCCUCUCCUCCGAUCUCUCCCGAUGGGUGCCGACCGGAUCUCGGCUGUGAUUCUGGAUUUGGAUGGAACUCUUCUGGACACGGAGAGGGCAACCGGCGGAAUCUUAGAGGAGUUCCUGGCGAGGCAUGGGAAAGCGUUGGACGCCGCGAUGGAGGAGAAGCGGCUGGGGAAGAUGCACAAGGAGUCGGCGGCUGCCAUCGUCCAGGACUACGGGCUGCCGAUGACACCCGAGGAGUUCUCCGAGGCGAUCAUGCCUUUGUUUCAGGAAAGGUGGCCACAAGCAAAAGCACUUCCUGGUGUUAAUCGCCUUAUCAAACAUCUCCACAACCAUGGGAUUCCAUUGGCACUUGCUUCAAACUCCAUAAGGGAACAUAUUGGGAUAAAAAUUUCCUACCAACAAGGUUGGAAGGAAUCAUUUUCUGUCAUUCUUGGUGGGGAUGAUGUUAGUCAUGGAAAACCUUCUCCCGACAUAUUCCUAGAGGCAGCAAAGAGACUUGGAGUAGACAUAUCAAAAUGUCUAGUCAUUGAAGAUUCCCUGGUUGGUGUGAGAGGUGCAAAGGAUGCUGGAGCAGAGGUUGUUGCCGUUCCAUCUCUCCAAGGACAGGAUGAAAAUUAUUCCAUUGCAAAUUGUUUGCUUCAUACACUAUUAGAGUUUCAGCCUGAGUUAUGGGGCCUCCCAGCAUUUGAAGAUGGGUUGCAAAGUGCAUUGCCAAUUGAACCAUUAUUUAUUGGAGGCCUGGGUGGAGAGGUAGUUUCUUAUGAUGGCUUCUCAAAAAUUGAUAUCACUGCAGAUACUGGCUCGUAUGAAUUUAUUCCUCAUCAAGUAUGGGGUGUCUUCAUUGGUUGGGCAAACAUUGAAAUGCAUGGAAUAUAUAAGGUGGUCAUUUGCAUUGGAUGGGAUACCUCUUCCGGUGCUGCAAAGAGAGUAAUUCUACCAUACUUAAUCGACCAUACUGAAAGCCACAAGAAUGAGCGAUUGCAGCUAUUCAUCGUUGGAUAUGUCAGGAAAUUACAAAAUGAGGGUACUAUGUCGGAGGCUCUUCGGGUAUUCGAAGAAGAUGUCAACAUUGCACGGGCUGCAUUGGAUAUCCCAGUGUUCUCCCUUCCCACAAGUAGCUCCCUCUUUGUGGAAGCAGCCUUUGAUUAGGAAAUGUGUCUUCAAUCAUAAAUACACAUUUAUGCUGAUUUGGAGGCUUUCAUGUAUGCUUUAAUGAUUUGAGUCAAUUAUGUCAUAUUUACGUAUUGAUGCUACCCUUAAAUCAUACUUUAAGUAAUAUUCUGGUUGAAGCAA